GGGGGGUUGUUGCUGCAAACUGAUCCACUCCCUCAACGCGGAGUUUCCCUGGAGGAAAAGAAACCCUUGCAACCCUGUGGCCCCAGGGUUACCCAAUGGCGGGGGUCCGGCCGAACUGCCCCUCGAUUGCCAUGCCCCGCCAUAAUUCUUCCCCGGACCCAAACACCCUUCAUACACAGUAGCAUCAUGAGAAACGCCAACUAGGUGCAAUAUUAUUUCUCUAGGGGCUGACACACAACUCGCUACAAUGCCGCUAAUAACCAUAACCGGCCUCCCCACCUCGGGCAAAACCACCCGCGCACAGCAGCUGCACGCCUACCUCGCCUCACGCAUCGCCGCUUCCCAAACCCCCUCCCAAGAACAAGAACAACAACAGCAACAACAAAAACAACAACAGCCGCCCUACCGCCUCCACCUCAUCUCGGACACGACCCUCUCCAUCCCGCGCACCGUGUACGACCUCUCCCCGGCGCAACUACCAGCACACGUGCGGUCGGCGAACGCGUCGGAGAAGGACGCGCGGGCGGCGGCGUACGCGGCGGUCAAGCGCGCGCUGUCCCCGCGCGACAUCGUCGUGCUCGACGGCCUCAACUACAUCAAGGGCUGGCGCUACCAGCUGUACUGCGAGGCCAAGAAUAUGGCCACGCCGAGCUGCGUGCUGCAGGUGGGUGCGGGGCAGAGGGCGAAGGGGGUGAAUGAGAGAAGGUUGGAGAGGAGGAGGGUGAGGGGGGAAGGGGCGAUGGAAGGGGGGAAGGGGGGAGAGAACAACGCGGAAAAGGAAGGAGAGAACGGGGAAAGGGAAGGAGAGAAUGGGGAAAAGGGAGUUGAGGAUGACAACGGCAGUGUGGACGACGAGGAGCCGUACGAGCCCGCCAGCUGGGAGAACCUCGUCUUCCGCUACGAAGAGCCCAACCCUAUGGCGCGCUGGGACUCGCCGCUGUUUACGCUCAUAUGGGAGGACGACGAGGCGCAGACCAAAGAGGUGUUUGAUAAGAUCUGGGAGGCCAUCGCCGGUGAGAACAGGAAGGUGGUCAAGCCGAACCAGUCGACGGUGCAGCGGGACAAGGACCAUGGCGGCGACUACCUUUACCUGUUGGAACGCGAGACGCAGGAUAUUGUCAAGAAGAUCUUGGAGCGGCAAUCCGAUGAGGGCGGCGGGGAGGUCAGUUUGCCGAGGGUGAACAACGCGAGUGGAGGCAAAGGAGGGGACGAUCUGGUGGUGGAGCUCCCUAUCAAAAAGGUCGGGUUGCCACAGCUACAGAGAUAUCGGCGGGCAUUCGUGGCGCUGAAUCGGGGUGGCAUCGGGCUCGAGGCCGUUGGCAAGGUGGCAGCGGAGCGGUUGCGCGCGAGUUUCGUGGGCUAUCUCAACGAUGCCUUCGAGAAGGAUGGCUGAGGAUAAUACCAACAACGGGACAACAAGCAGAAUUAACCUAGCAUGCCUUACUGGGUGGCUGACAGAAGCUUUGAGCUUGAACACGAAAGAAUGUUGGGGUCAAGGCUAGAAGGCUCGCCGACUAACUCCCUUCGCCGGAGGGAGGUACAAAUUAGUCGGGCAAAACCUCGCGAGGUUGCCGCACACCGGCGAACUCAGGCUGGGCGAGGUAUUCUUAGUCUCG
Chaetomium fimeti is the source of this 1616-nucleotide messenger RNA. RefSeq names its product chromatin associated protein KTI12. The transcript is spliced from 2 exons. The record is from RefSeq and is a predicted model, not a curated record. Gene Ontology annotation, biological process: tRNA wobble uridine modification. Bases 248 to 1393 code for a protein of 381 amino acids. Lineage: Eukaryota; Fungi; Ascomycota; Sordariomycetes; Sordariales; Chaetomiaceae.